GAGAGAAAUACAGAGAAUUUCCUCCCAAACAAUUCUUUCAUGGUAUCAGAGCCAAAACCCUAGAUAUUUUCAGCGACUACUGUUCACGAUCGCCCGGCAUGGCGUCCAUCGAUCGUUGCUCAGUUUCAGUCGUUUGUUGUUGUUGCCGGACAACGGAACGGUCGACCGUUGCUCUUGAACGGUCGAGCACGUCGACCGUCUCGUCGGCAGAUUGUGUGAUAGAUGCUGCUGUUGAUUCUUCCGCCACCGCCGUACGCCACUCUGCUACCGCCAUGGCCGAUGAACAACCAAGGAAGAUGUUUUUCUCCCUAUCAUCGUGUGUUUCUAGUAUGAAGCUUUCAGGUGCAUCUAUUGAUACAGGAAGUACAAAUGAGGUUAGCUCUUAUGAUGAAGAUGAAGAAAUGCGGACGGAAGAGCAGAUGGACCGUUCCAGGAGGGAUGGUGGACCAGAGGAAAGCGGUGGAGCAGACAGGCUACAGACGGUCGACCUGAUGGACCGUUCGGAUGUCCACGGUCGACCGUCCGAGAGGCAGAAUGACGGGUUCCUGAGAGAUGACCAAACGGUCGACCUGGUGGACCGUUCUGAUAUCCACGGUCGACCGUCCGCGAGGCAGAAUGACGUUUCUUUGGGAGAUGAUCAAACGGUCGACCGUGAAGUGGAAGACGGUCGACCGUCUCCGAGGCAGAAAGUUAGCGAUCCGGAACAGCUUCAGACGGUCGACCUCGUGGACCGUUCCACGGACGGCGGUCGACCGUCCUCUUCCCAGCAGGCGGUGGAGAACUUGGGACGUGGUCAACCCCACCGGAAGGAAAGGGCGAUUCAGCCCAAUUUGCAUCUCAUACGGAUUUUGAUUUCGUUCCAUUAUCAUCUCAACUCCCAAACCAGCAAUGGUUAUACACUCGCAUUCAUGAAACCUUCCCCAUUCUCCACCUUCUCACGCAUUCAUCCUCGAUUCUUCUCUGCUAUUCUCUCUCCACCGCCGCCACCCCACCGCAGAAGGCUGCACGCCGACGCCGCCGGCGCAAGCAACGCACCGGACACACUUCGCUACCUGGAGUCAUUCCGCGGCCUAAUCGAUUCCCUUUCGAAGAACCCUAGGAACUACAAAGCCCUAACCGCCCUGGACUCCUUCUUGGCCCAGACCCACAUCUUCACCCCGGCAAUUUCAGCCAUCGCCAUUGAUUUUCUAUCACAAAUCAAGAAACUUCAGCGGGCGAAGGCUAUUGUAAUCAAUCUCAAUCGCCAAGGGCAGGUUUCUGAUCACUUCUCGUAUGGCUUAGUGUUUGAUUUUUUAGUCAAAGAUGGGAACUUUGAUGCUGUGGAGAUGGUGUGGGCCGAGAUUUGUGGGCCGGGGAUCAGAAUUUGUGCUUCUGAUUAUGUGAUGCAUGUCAGCAGAUAUGGCAGUGCAGAUGAAGUUAAGAGAGUUUGUCAUAGGGUUUUAAUGGGUGGGAGUGGGAGGGUAGUUUGGGAAAGGCAAAGUCUUGUUUCCUUGAUUGGGGCUUUGUGCAAUGUCAAUGAGUGUGGUUUAGCUGAAGAGGUUUGCGUUGAAAUGCAUAACAGAGGGAUUCCAGUGGAUGAUUUGAGCUAUUUUGUGAUAUUUCAGUGCUUUUGUAGAAAUGGGGCUGUUAUUGAAGCUGACAAUAUUUUGAGAAAAUUGUGGGAAAGUAAUUUCCUUUUCGAUAUAUGCAUUUACGGAAACUUCCUACACGCGCUGUGUAAAUCCGGUAAAUUGAGAGAGGCGAAGAAACUCUUCUGCAAACUGAUAAAAUACGAUAAUGGUGGUUUGGAGGUGUCCAAAAAGGCUGUCAAGGGAGGGAGAAGGGCUAUAUUCCAAAUGAGUUGUGAGGUUCCCGUGAUUAUGGCAUAUGAAGCUUAUUUCAGAUCCUUGUGCAGUGCAGGAAGGAUAAAUGAGGCAGAGAAUCUACUGAAAGAAAUGAUGAAGAAAAGAAACGUGAUUGAAGUUUGCGUUUAUGGCUCCUUCAUCACAGCUCUUUUUCGGGCAGGGAGAGCAGAAGAUGCAUUGAAGUUCUUUGAAGUGGAGAGUAAGAAAAAAAGAACAAUAAUGAGGGAAGAUAUGAGUAGGUAUGUGAUAAAAGGGUUGUGUGAAGAUCGUAGAGUCGAUGAAGCAUUAGAGCUUUUAAGGGAUAUGAAUAGAGGUGGUAAGAUGACAACCGACUUUUCUACUUCACUUAAUCACAUUCUUGAAAGUUAUUGGAAAGAAGGAAGGGUCGAUGAGGCAGAGAGAUUGUUUUAUGGAUUGCAGUGUGGCUCCAGUUUUGUGGUUUAUGAUGUGUCUAAUCAUUAUAAGACAAUGAUCAAUGGUUAUUGUGUCCAAGGUGAUGUUUCGAAGGCACUCGGCUUAGUGAAGGAAAUGGUUAGCAGAAAGAUGUCCGUGAAACCGACAUUGUAUUCUAUGGUCAUUAGAGGAUUGUGUGAUUGUGGAAGACUGGAUGAAGGGCUGAGAUGUUUUGAUGCAAUGAUUGGAAAUGGAAAUGCUGUUUCUGCCACUAGUUGGAAAGAACUUCUGCAUCCAUUGCUGUGAAUUUUUCUAUUUUAUUUCAAGCGCGCUGACACACACACACAUUCUUGUCAAGUAAUGAAUUCUAACACUUGAGUUGCAUAUAUUUCUACAUUUCUGUCGAAUCCGUUAAUUCUACUAGAAAGGGUUUUAUUCCAUAAUAAACACAAUAAUUUCUAGAGAAAAAA
Molecule: messenger RNA, 2707 nt
Organism: Cuscuta campestris
Lineage: Eukaryota; Viridiplantae; Streptophyta; Magnoliopsida; Solanales; Convolvulaceae
Source: the annotation of a GenBank genome assembly